This is a messenger RNA of Syngnathus typhle (broad-nosed pipefish), 2988 nucleotides long. It is a transcript of the gene csnk1g2b, whose product is annotated as casein kinase 1, gamma 2b. The record is from RefSeq and is a predicted model, not a curated record. Gene Ontology annotation, molecular function: ATP binding; protein serine/threonine kinase activity. Bases 702 to 2051 code for a protein of 449 amino acids. Lineage: Eukaryota; Metazoa; Chordata; Actinopteri; Syngnathiformes; Syngnathidae. The transcript is spliced from 12 exons. Gene Ontology annotation, cellular component: plasma membrane; cytoplasm; nucleus. Gene Ontology annotation, biological process: signal transduction; peptidyl-serine phosphorylation; endocytosis.
AGUGGCGUGAGGCAGUGUGACGCUGUGUCAGGCAGGCUAUCGGCAGUCGAGGGAGGCUUAAAGAGACAUCAUAGCAACUGGAGGACAAGAGGGGCGAAAAAAAGAAACGAUUCAUACGAACGAAGAGCCAUGACUUCGACUGGCCGUCGAUAGCUUAAGUCUAAAGGGCACCAAGGUGACAUAAAAGCAGUCGGUUACCUCUCCAUCCCGUCCCGUGGCCGUUUGUUCUCGGGGUCGCUCUGUGCCGUGACCCAACAACAUGGAUAGCAUCUGCUGUAACACUGAGGGCUGACCACAAGGAAUGAGGAACCCCAAGGGAUGUUCCCAAGCGGCCUCGUGGAUGCACUAGCUGGCUUUUGGAGUGCUUUUUUUAUGAUUUUGUACUGUAUGUGUCUGUCUGUGGACACGUUUUAGCGGCCGGCGCCUGCCUCUUCUCCUGUCGGGACCGUAUUUGUGUUCGACUGGAGCCGGAGUGACUCGAGGAGACCAAACGGGAGCCCGCAACGUUAGCUAUAGAUUGGUUUAUUUGUCGCCGCAGUUGUAACAGCGACACCUUUCCUCUGUCCUGUGAGAGUUGCCCUCUCUACCUCCCUCCCUCCCUCCCCCCUCUUCCUAAAGCUUCCUCUGCCAUUGUUAACUGGAUCUCCUAUGGUUUGCAUGGCUGGAGAAUAAUCGUGGAGAGGCCAGGGUAUCACAAGCUUAUGGAUUUUGACAAGAGAGGGGGCAAGGGAGAGACAGAGGAAGGGAAAAAAAUGUCUAAGACGGCAGGAAGUAGGACUGGACAUGGGGGCCGAAGUUCUGGGACCAAUUCUGGAGUUCUUAUGGUUGGCCCGAACUUCCGUGUUGGUAAAAAGAUUGGCUGCGGGAACUUUGGAGAGCUGCGCCUGGGGAAAAAUCUCUAUACCAACGAAUAUGUGGCCAUCAAAUUGGAGCCUAUAAAAUCCAGGGCGCCACAGCUCCAUUUGGAAUAUAGAUUUUACAAACAGUUGGGAAAUUCAGAGGGAAUUCCACAGGUGUACUACUUUGGUCCUUGCGGGAAAUACAACGCCAUGGUGUUGGAGCUGCUCGGGCCCAGUCUCGAGGACCUGUUCGAUCUUUGCGACCGCACUUUCUCCCUCAAGACCGUCCUGAUGAUAGCCAUACAGCUGAUAACGCGGAUGGAGUAUGUCCACACAAAAAGUCUGAUCUACCGAGAUGUGAAGCCAGAAAACUUCUUAGUCGGGCGACCGGGAAGCAAAAGACAGCACACCAUUCACAUCAUCGAUUUUGGUCUGGCCAAAGAGUACAUAGACCCCGAGACCAAAAAACACAUCCCGUACCGGGAGCACAAGAGUCUGACUGGAACGGCGCGCUAUAUGAGCAUCAACACACAUCUGGGGAAAGAGCAAAGUAGGCGGGAUGAUUUGGAGGCCUUGGGUCACAUGUUUAUGUACUUCCUUCGAGGCAGCCUCCCUUGGCAAGGCUUAAAGGCGGAAACUUUGAAGGAGAGGUAUCAAAAAAUCGGGGACACCAAACGAGCAACCCCGAUAGAAGUACUUUGUGAAACCUUCCCAGAAGAGAUGGCCACCUACCUGCGAUAUGUGAGGAGGCUGGACUUCUUUGAGAAGCCCGACUACGACUACUUGCGGAAGCUCUUCACCGAUCUGUUUGACAGAAACGGCUACGUCUUUGACUAUGAAUAUGACUGGGUUGGCAAAUCCCUGCCCACACCGAUCGGCCCUAUCCCUAGCGAUGCUCCCCUGCAGCCCAGCAGCAGGGACAAAGCACAACAGCAGACCAAAAACCAGUCGCCUGAGCCAAAAGGAAGUGAGUCUCAGCCCACCCCUGUGACCAAUAAGGAGACUUUGGGGUCACACCUCACAGCUGAGCGGCUGGGGGGCUCUGUCCAGGUGAUGAGCUCAACAAAUGGCGAGCUGAACACGGAUGAUCCCACGGCCGGACACUCAAACGCUCCCAUCACCGCUCCCACCGAGGUUGAAGUGGCCGACGAAACCAAGUGCUGUUGUUUCUUCAAAAGGAGAAAGAGGAAAGCUCUCCAGAGGCACAAGUGAACCAAGCGAUUGGAGAGAACUUGAAACCUUGUUGUCACUGUCGAGUUUUAAAUGGAAGCAACUACACAGACCCUCGCCCCCCUCCGCCCCCCUCCCUGUCCUUUUCUCUACCCAGCUUCCCCUCACCUCUUUACCUUCCUCACUUGACUUCCCUUCACCCCCCCCACUUCCCUUCCGCCAUCCCUGCUUCUAUCUUUCUCGUUCUCAGCGCUCCCCGGCUGCCGAUGUGUUAAAGGAACGUUGCGGUCAGACUGACUCCCAACAGACUCUGAUUCCUUAAUCGGCAAGAAAAAAAACUCGGAGGGAUGGGGCAGAAGAGAGGCUUGAGAAAAAAACGUUUUAAAAAGCUGUAACAAUGAAACUGUGGCGUGAAUAUGAAAAAAGAUACUGUUUGAAACAGUUGUUGUAUUCUAGAUUCCAUAAAGAAGGUUUGUUGUUCCAACAGUGAGCUGUUGAUCAGGGGGAACCAUCCGAAUUCUGCUCCUCAACCAAUUGUUUCUUGCUUUCCCUUUUCUUCCUUUUGGUGUGUGUUUUGGGAUCAAAGGUGAAAAUACGAUCAUAUUAAAUCCAAGCGACACGGCAAGCUUUUCAUCUAUAACAGAAAUUGGAGCAGUUUUAUGUUUUUUUUUUUUUUUCUUUUUUGUAAUGGAAUCCUCCGUUUUUGAAGACUUCUUUUUAUGUUGUAGUGUUCUGGAGUUGCAUUUUUCCCCUUCCUCUGGCUUUCUUUUCGUCUGUCAACGUGGACUUUGUAGCACAGUCACUGGCCUCAGGUACUGUGGAAGAUCGAGAGAAACCGAUAUUAAGCUCUCUUACUAUUAUUGCACUUUUUGGGGAAAAAAAAAAAAACAGAAAACAAUUACAGUGGAAAGUUUAGGUUUGGAAUUAACAAUUACGAAAAACAAAACUUAAUAAAGACUGAUCUAGGAAGAGUCCUUCA